AUGAACUUGCAGUGUUUUCUCCAUCUUCGGAUUCUCCUGAGUGCUAUACUGACUGUGACAGCUUUUCACCCUCCACCCAACCAAUUCAGCCACUACUCUGGACCCCCACCACAAUACGGCUCCCCGAAACCAGCUGCUAGACAUGAGAACUACUGUGCAUUUGUUGUGGAGAAGACUGUCUCAUUCACUGUUCAGGGUGGAGCAGCGCCCUUUGUGAAGGCAGAGUACAACAAGUGUGCCUGGGGUCAGAAAUGCCCAGUUCUAAAGUAUUGCAUGUUCUAUAAGCCCAUGUACAAAGUGGCAUAUAAGACUCUGACUGAGCUGGAGUGGAAAUGUUGUCCUGGAUAUGCAGGUGUUGGUUGCACUGCAGUCUAUGGAAUGAAAGCAAGGCCCAUUUUCAAAGGACCAAUGCCUGCACAGAAGGGUCCUAUGCCUCCUUUCAAAGGGCCAAUGCCUGCGCAAAAGGAUCCUAUGUCUUCUUUUAAAGGGACCAUGCCUGUGCAUAAGGGUCCUAUGCCUCCUUUCAAAUGGCCAAUGCCUGCGCAGAAGGAACCUGUGCCUUCUUAUAAAGGGCACAUACCUGCACAUAAGGGUCCUAGACCCUCAUUUAAAGGUCAUUAUCCCUCUAAAAAGGGUACAAUGCCUUAUUUUAAAGGGCAAAUUCUCCGACCCAGCCAUAGCAGGAACCCCUGGAAUAAACCUCAGGCACCAUCUAAUAACAUGAAUGGAUACCCAGGCCCCAGUGUUGGGCCCACUUUCCGAGACACCUCAUUUGAAGCUUAUCCGGACCACCAGGGGCCUGAAGUAGAUCAUCCCAAACCAAUGCCAGACCCUGAAGAUCCUGGCCAUGAUCUAAUCUCUGAAGAGCCUGAGCCAAUCACAGACUACCAGGACCCUCAGCCAGAAAACCAUGGCACUAUACCAGAACACAGUGAGACAGAGCCUGUUCCCAAUGCACAGAUACCCUCUGGUGGUAGUGAAACAAGCCUAGAUCAUGAUGACAACAGUAUUGAAGACGAACGGCUGGAUAGGCUAGAGGAGGAUGUGCAGAGACUCUCACUUGGUCUUGAGACUCUCCGUGGUACAGUGACAGGCCUGGAGGACAGCUUACGUGCUUCCCUCCGUGAAGAUGCCAAUUGGAUGUUGAGUGCACUCAUUUCUGCUGCUCCCAGCCCUAUUGCUGCUCCAUCUCUUUCCAGAGACAAUUCCGUAGGUUUUGGAGAUCUGCCUGGAGGUGCACUGGAUAUUGAAAGUUCAGAUGUGGUGGGGCAGUUCCCAAACCUGGCUGAUUUAGCUGAAAAGUUAUCAGAGCUACGUGCGGAUCUAGUUGCGAAGACAUCUGAGCUGGCAGAGUUGAGAGGAGUAGUCUUGGUUCACAAUAACAUCCUUAAAAGUCUAUCUGGUGGGUCAGUGAACCUGACUCAAGCUGACUUUCAAAAAGUCCUGGAGGCACUGGUGGAGUCCAAAAUGAGUGAGGCUCGGGUAGCAAUCCUAGACGGGUUUGAAAAGAGAGUGGAGAGUGCUGAGAAGCGAUGCGAAGGUCUGGUGACAGAGGUGCGACUCCAGUGCAAGGACGAAAUUUUGAAUGGACAGGAUCAUAUUGAGCAAGUCCAAGACAUAAGGGCAACACAAUUGAGGACAGAACUUAAAAAACUCCAAGCUCAACUUCAGCACCUGGAGCCUGAAGAGGGUUGCUGUAUUGCAGUGUCAGGUCUAACUGAAAGGGUAGUUUAUCUGGAGCAAUCAGUGGGUGGCUUGAAUGAAUCCCAAAUACACCUUCGUGCCGAACUUGGUGGACACAAGGACCAUAUAGAGGGCAUGUUGGAGGGCCGGCUAAGCUAUGUCAAAGACAAGCUGAAGAUUACACUGAAUCAAGAGGAAGUGAACAUUAGCAAAAGAGUGUCUAGUAGCCUGGCGGCACAACUUGAGGGAAAGCUAAAGGCUCUUGAAAAUCGUCUCUUGGCUGCAGUGGAGGAGCUAGGUAAUGUCACUGCACCAACCUUGCUGGAGGGUCAGGCUGUGCCUAUGCUGGAAACUGAAGUAGAAUCACUCAGAGAAAAAGUGGAAGACAAUUUGGAACGUGUUCAGGAGCAGCUCAAAUUCAUAGAGGUCCACUGUACGUCAUUGUGUAUUCCACAACCUGUUCUUACAGGAUAUGCAGCUCCUUUGGCAACUGAAGAGAAAACAAGUGAGGAUAUCCACAAGAAACUGGAUGGGAAACUUGAUUUACAAGCAGAGAGAUUGAACUGCCUCAACACCACCCUAUCCAAUCUUCUCAUCCAAUUAGCAGAGAAACAGGAGGAGGCUAGUCUUCAGGGUGAGGUGGCCCUCCUGAAAGUCACUGUAAACUCUGUUAACAGAUCUCUCAGUGGCUUGCAAGAGUCACUUUGUUCUGUGAUCAAAGAAGUGGGCCACACCAACCUCACCUGGCAAGAGAGAGAAGAGAGGCUUGCACAGCAGGUGAAGGGUGUGGUGCAGCUAGUGGGAUGGCAAGCAUCUAUGUUGGGCACUGGGGAAAGAAGGUUGACCCGUCUGAAAGGGGAACUCCAGGAUCUACGACGCAGAGUGUCCGGAGAACUCCAGGGUUGCCGCUCCACUGCCUUGGGUGUCCAGAAGGAGGUUACUGAAGUCGGGGGUCGUGUAACCCGUGUGGAGGGACAGUGUGGAGGCCUGGCACACCUGGCUGAAGACCUGGAGAGAAUUCGAGGACAGCUGGAAAGACACUCUGAUGGGCAUCUGUCUCAUGUAAAUAGCACCCUUGUUAACCAUUCUCACCAGCUGUCUAAGCUCAGAGACAGCCUCCAAAACUGCACUGGACAAUCUGGGUUGACCAGGAUAGCAGGGGACAAUUUGUUAGCUACAUCACAACAAAGGGCAGAACACCUCACAACAGAGCCAACCCAUCCAAGAGGUGACCAGUUUGCAUUCCCCACACAGCACAGAGGUGACUAG
This is a messenger RNA of Myxocyprinus asiaticus (Chinese sucker), 2952 nucleotides long. RefSeq names its product EMILIN-3-like. The record is from RefSeq and is a predicted model, not a curated record. Gene Ontology annotation, cellular component: extracellular matrix. Bases 1 to 2952 code for a protein of 983 amino acids. Gene Ontology annotation, molecular function: protein binding. The transcript is spliced from 4 exons. NCBI's taxonomy places the organism in Eukaryota, Metazoa, Chordata, Actinopteri, Cypriniformes, Catostomidae.